AUGGACGACGAUGGCAGGAAAGGAGUCCGUGAGGGACAGACCUUGAACCCCAAAGACAUAACCGAUGGAAAAGGCAGCAGAGGCACUGAACCCUUGGCCACGGUUGAGCACGCUCAUACUUUUACCCGUGGGGAUGGUGAUAACGAAGCACCAGGACAAGGACACUCAUACUCCCGGCCGCCCUCAGAGUCCGCAGCGGAUGAAGAUAUAGCUCCCAAACGUGGACAUUUUCAAUUCAUGUCCAAGCUCCGAGCUCUCGCCCCUUCAACCUCACGCUCAGCAGGCCCAGCUUCUCCUGUAGCGCCAAGUCACGAUAGAACAAUGUCUGACGGCGCAGGACCACUCUCUGAUCUGACAGAAUUCCGGUUUCCCCGACCAGAGGAUGCAGGCGGAGGAAGUGAUGCAGAUGCGGAUGUCGAAUCUAGCUCUGAAGCAGGUUUUGGUGUACAGGUGAAGAAGAAGAAACGCAAGACAAAGAGACCCCCGCUUGAUCUCUCCCAUACUACGCCAUCAACGCCAAAAUCAGCCCUAUCAGUCGCAAACUCGAUCAAUCCAUAUGAUGACCCUCAAUCCGCCAAUGCCCCACUGACCCCUCCGAUUCAUCGUUUACGAGAGGGUGUCUCUGAAGAUGAGGGAAGAGAUAGACUGAAUCGAGAUAACAUGUGGCGGAGAAGAAGCAAUUGGCUACAGGGUUCCCGUGGAAGAAGCAUUACCGGACAACGGGCUGAUGGACAUGCAUCUCAAGACGAGAGACGUCCAACAAAUCUACGACGGUUCACAGGAUUCGGUGGCACUUCUGAGCAUGCAGACGGUAUUAGUGGAGCCUGGCGCAGGCAUAAAGCUGAGCGUGGCUCGAGCCUCAGUGCCCAGAAAUGGAAACAGAUUAAAGCUGGCUUCAAGCUGAUCGGCCAGCGCAAGAAGCAGGAAAACACUGUUGACCAUGUCAAGUCUGCCGAAUUGCUUGCUGAGCUGACCUCGGGUGUACCCGCUGCUUUGCUCUUAGCUAGUAUGUUCCAACGGGAUGAACACGGAAGUCGACGCAUUCCUAUCCUCCUUGAACAGCUCAAAGUCCAUGUCACUGAUAGCGAAUUCGAUUCGCACUCCUCUGGUGACCGUCAUCUUGUCUUCCGCAUAGAGCUUGAGUAUGGUAGCGGGAUGACCCGCAUGAAGUGGGUUAUUCAUCGAACACUCAAGGACUUCGCCAACCUACAUUUGAAAUACAAGCUGCAGAUUGGUACCCAGAGAUAUAUCCAGUUACGAAGCCAUGACUCCGGAAACCAGUUGCCACGCUUUCCAAAGAGCGCCUUUCCGUACAUGCGAGGUGUCCGUGGCCUUGAAAGUGAUAUGGAAGACGAGGAGGAUGAAGCCGCAGAAGAUACUGCUGCGGAUGCAACCAGUGGAAAUGAACGAUCAAGGAAGAAGAAACGGAGAUCCUCCAUCGCCCUCACCAGACGAAGGUCAAGUUUGGCUUCACGGCUCGAUGCCCCAGCCAACUCGGACAGGGCUGUUGAUAAUGGCACAGCGAGCAAACGAGAGACCUAUCCUGAAAAACAGAGAAAGAAACUUGAAUCAUACUUGCAAAAGAUGAUACGCUUCCUGAUUUUUCGACCGGAUAGCAACCGUCUCUGCAAAUUCCUCGAGCUCUCUGCGCUUGGUGUCCGCCUAGCAGCUGAAGGAAGUUAUCAUGGUAAAGAAGGAUACUUGGUUAUCCAGUCUUCCAAGGGCCUUGAUUUCAGAAAGGCCUUAAACCCGUCCAUGGUGAAGUCGCGCCACUCUCCGAAGUGGUUCUUGGUUCGGCACAGUUACAUUGUCUGCGUUGACUCUCCAGAGGAGAUGCAUAUAUACGAUGUUUUCCUUAUUGACCCCUUUUUCCAGAUCCAGGCCCAGAAAGUCCGCCUCAGAGAUCAGAAUCCAAAGGAGCUAAAGGAAUCUGCAAAGCAUCCACAGCAUCAUACCCUGAAAAUACAAAAUUCUGAACGCAGGAUGAGGCUACUUGCGAGGAAUGACCGCCAGCUUCGUCAGUUUGAAGACUCUAUUCGUUUAGUGCUUGAAACUACCCCUUGGGCUAAGCCUAACCGGUUUGACAGCUUUGCACCAGUGCGACCAAAUUGCUUUGCACAAUGGCUCGUUGAUGGGAGGGAUUAUAUGUGGGUAGUCUCACGAGCAAUUGCCCAGGCAAAGGAUGUCAUCUACAUCCACGACUGGUGGCUAAGUCCUGAACUCUACAUGCGUCGCCCAGCUGCCAUCAGUCAGAAAUGGCGCCUCGACCGUUUACUUCAACGAAAAGCACAAGAGGGUGUGAAGAUCUUUGUUAUAAUGUACCGCAAUAUUAACUCUGCUAUUCCCAUUGACUCGGAGUAUUCCAAAUUCUCGCUCCUGGAUCUACAUCCCAACGUCUUUGUGCAGCGUUCUCCAAACCAGUUUAGGCAGAACACAUUCUUCUGGGCUCACCACGAGAAGAUUUGCAUUGUUGAUCAUACUCUAGCAUUCGUUGGUGGCAUUGAUCUUUGCUUUGGUCGAUGGGAUACCCCGCAACAUCUAAUUACAGAUGAUAAACUUACAGGUUUUGAGAUGACCGAUGCCCCCAAAGAUGCGGAUCAUUGUCAGCUAUGGCCGGGUAAAGAUUACUCAAACCCAAGGGUCCUUGAUUUUUAUGACCUGGAUAAGCCCUACGAAGAGAUGUAUGACCGUGAGGUGGUUCCACGCAUGGCAUGGCACGAUAUAUCCAUGCAUGUUGUAGGGCAGCCCGCUAGAGAUCUUACCCGUCACUUUGUUCAAAGAUGGAACUACAUUCUUCGUCAACGUAAACCUACACGGCCAACUCCAUUCCUUUUGCCUCCACCGGAUUUCAACCCUGCCGACCUUGAAGCUCUGGGCCUAGAUGGAACAUGUGAGAUCCAAAUUGUUCGUUCAAGCAGCAUGUGGUCCACCGGCACCCCCGAUGUUGUUGAGUGCAGCAUCAUGAAUGCCUACGUCAAGAUGAUUGAAAAGUCUGAUCAUUUUGUCUACAUUGAAAACCAAUUUUUCAUCAGCAGCUGUGAAAUCGAGGGAAAGAAAAUAGAAAAUCAUAUUGGUGAUGCAUUGGUCGAGAGAAUUAUUCGCGCUGCCGACAAUGAAGAAGCAUGGCGUGCAGUCAUACUGAUACCCCUUAUGCCCGGUUUCCAGAACACCGUGGAUACUGAAGGCGGAACUAGCGUGAGACUGAUCAUGCAAUGCCAAUAUAGGAGUAUUUGCCGUGGAGAGUCCUCAAUCUUUGGUCGUCUGCGUGCUCGUGGUAUUGAGCCCGAGGAUUACAUCCAGUUCUUCAGUUUAAGAUCAUGGGGAAGAAUUGGUCCAAAGAAAAACCUUGUCACAGAGCAAUUAUACAUACAUGCAAAGUGCAUGAUUGUUGAUGACCGGGUUGCUAUCAUUGGAUCUGCGAACAUUAAUGAACGUUCUAUGCUUGGCUCAAGAGACUCGGAGUGCGCUGCUGUCGUCCGGGACACUGACCUCCUCGAGUCUAGGAUGAAUGGGAAGCCGUAUCUGGUUGGACGGUUCCCGCAUACCCUUCGAAUGCGUCUGAUGAGGGAGCAUCUUGGAUUCGACGUUGAUGAGAUUGUUGAAGAAUAUACCUCUGCCUUUGAAACAACGAAUAUAGACAAGACUCCUGGACACCUGCCUGAUGUUGCAAGCCAGCAUGAACAUGGCCCUGCUGAUGGCGAAAAUCAGGCUGAGAAAGAUGAUUUAGAGAGAAAGCAGAAAGUCCAGGAGGAGUUCCUGGCCCGAUUUGAAGAAAUGCACAGUUUCAAUCAUGACGUCGAUUGGGAGCAGGCAGGCAAUCCAAAUCUCAAAUCAAAUAGGAAACUUACCGCAGACGCCAGAGUGACAAGAAACGAAGACCACCGGAAAGACUUAGAAGGCCAUGGAGUCGAUCAGAUGAAACGUAAUGGAGAGAUCGUUGGCACUACCGGUCGCGAUACUGUCCUCAAGAACAGUGUCGAAGUUUUGGUUACAGGCACAGUCAAGAAUAACACGACCCCAUCCACAAUGUUAUGCGAUAACGCAUCUGAUUUAGCAGGUUCAAUUGCCAAUACUAAACAGCCAACUGCCCCAGGUACGCCAGAGACCCACCCAAGGAGCGUUUCAACAUCCAGCCCCCGAAUGACAGUGCAAAAUCGAUCUGCUACAGCCAACGCCACCGAUGAUCAUAUACAACCCUUCUCUCUUGACGCCACACAGCCGAAGAAUACCUCACAUUUCCUUUUGGACGAACCGAGACGACCAAUUCUCGACAAGGAUUGUAUGAAAGAUCCGCUCCUCGACUCGUUUUAUCUGGACACUUGGCAAGCCAUUGCAGAGAACAACACCAAACUCUUUCGGAGCGUAUUCCGCUGCAUGCCAGAUAGCGAAGUUAAAACGUGGAAGGACUACAAGGAAUAUACGGCAUAUGCGGAAAGGUUUGCUGACAUGCAAAACCAUUGCAAUGCCUCAGCCCGAAGUCAGUCUUUCCCUCGUAACGGUCCUCCUGGAGCAAAUAACGGCUCUCCCAAUGGCGGAAAGUUGGGAACCGAGCUUGGAAGUGCUCUCGAGGAGGUGAAGGAGAAAUUUGGAACCCAUCAUUCUUCCGAAAAGGAUAAGGAGUUGCAUGCAAACUUGCACCAAUGGGCGGUAGAGGCCAAUCAGGCACAACUCGAACGUCAACAACAGGAACAGCUCCACGUCGAUAAGUCCGUUCCACACGCUGAUAUUCAUUCUCAUUCCAUCAACAACGCUGAUGCAAGAUCGUCUAAUUCCAGCCGUAAUGCGGAAUCUUCCCACACUCCUGUGGCGCCAGAGAAGAACGUUGAGGUACCUAGGUCCUCACAGUCUGAGGCCCCGGCCCCAAGUAUUGGCAUGUCACAGCGACGAAGGCGAAGGGCAAAUACCCGCAGUUCAAGAAAAGAGUUCCACGCGGUAGAUGAUAUUAUGGACAUGCAUGAAGCAGCCGAAUUGCUUGGCUCAGUGCAAGGCCACCUGGUUCUUUGGCCGUAUGAAUGGCUUGAACGCGAAGAGCAAGGAGGUAACUGGCUAUAUACACUUGACCAAAUCUCUCCCCUUGAAAUAUAUCUCGUUCCCCUUCCGCUUGGAGCAUCUGGAGCCACGGUCAUCUAUCGCUUGCUUGAUAAAUACUUUUAUAAUUUUAUACUUACUUCGUCUGUUAGUAUUGUUGAUUAUAUUUAA
Molecule: messenger RNA, 5199 nt
Organism: Trichophyton benhamiae CBS 112371
Lineage: Eukaryota; Fungi; Ascomycota; Eurotiomycetes; Onygenales; Arthrodermataceae
Exons: 4
Coding region: 1-5199 (1732 amino acids)
Biological process (GO): intracellular signal transduction; cell motility; phosphatidic acid biosynthetic process
Molecular function (GO): phosphatidylinositol binding; D-type glycerophospholipase activity
Source: RefSeq, a predicted model, not a curated record